GUAGGGGUCAAGGUUCUUACACAAUUUUGGUUGCAGAAACGGAUCAGCUUGGGGAAGGAGACGAAUACAGAUUUCAAUUACUAUGAUUACCACCAGCUUGGAUCGUUGAUGUUUGUGAUCGGAGUGCGUUUCGGAUCUGUUACAGCUUGGAUCGUCCAUAUAGUUGUUGCCUGCAUGGGUGGUUGUUUUGGAAGCCAUAGGAAAUCUGAAGUUCCAUCAAUAGGUAAUUACACCUUGAAAACAGGAAGAAGAAGAAGAACUAAGAGGGGAAUUAGGUCAAAGGGUGGUAUUUCAGAAGAAUUGAUCUUGACGAAUACUAUUAGUGUUUGUGAUAUGGAUGGAGUUCAGUCACGUGGAAGUAUCUCAUCUAUGAAUAUCAGCUCAUCAAAUCAAACUGUUAAUGAUCCAGUCAUCAGUAUUGGAAACACUACUACUGCUGAUCAGUUUGUAAAUCAUGGUCUUUUACUCUGGAAUCAGACCAGACAACAAUGGAUUGGAAACAAGAAAAAGUCUGAUAAUCUAUCGGAUCAGCUUUGUGAACCCAAAUUGAGUUGGGAUGCUACUUAUGAGAGUUUGCUUGGGAGCAACAAGCCAUUUCCGCAACCCAUACCCCUUCCAGAAAUGGUUGAUUUUCUGGUUGAUAUUUGGGAGCAGGAAGGUAUGUAUGAUUGAUAUAUGGAUUCUCCCAAUUUAAUUAUUUGUGUUCAUACAAACGACUUUCAUAUUUGAGACUCGACAUUACUGCAUUGCGUGUUCGGCUCUUCCAUCUAAAACUGAAUAGAUUGAAUCCCUAGUUUGGUGUAAUUUUAAAUUUUGGAAUAAUAAAUCAUCCAGGUUUAAUUUA
This is a messenger RNA of Impatiens glandulifera, 844 nucleotides long. RefSeq lists its product as uncharacterized. The coding region runs from base 109 to 672 and encodes 187 amino acids. The record is from RefSeq and is a predicted model, not a curated record. The transcript has 6 exons. NCBI's taxonomy places the organism in Eukaryota, Viridiplantae, Streptophyta, Magnoliopsida, Ericales, Balsaminaceae.